UACGCGCGUAACGUCUCUAGAGAUACGAUUACAAGCGGAACUUGAGCGCCGGGCCAAUAACCGGUCGUUCGUUGCUGUCCGUGUGCAAUAUAUUUGACAUGCAACAGUUGUACGGUUACAGUUUAUUUCGCGCUGCUGCAUGAAGCAUACCUAAAUUAUUCAAUUGCUAGACGCUAAAUUUCUAAACGCAGUCGCGUUAAUAUAAUUAAUUAAAGUGUGCAAAAUAAAUAAGUUUGUAAAUUCGUCAGCAGCGUCAGAAAAGUCGCAAUAGCACAUCAAGAUUCCGACGUGGGUUUUAGUAGCUCGUGGAAAAGAUGCACGCACACACGACCGAGGUAAAUAAUAAAAGUGUCAAUGAUGCCCAGGCCGAGGAGUAUUUGGACAACCUUUUAAAAAACGGCAGCCAAGAGGGCGAUAGUGGAGCCGAGUUGGAACUACCGUCAUGGUACGAUGAGCAGCUAUUCAAACGAGGACAGAAAUAUUUUAGCAAGUAUCGCUUCGUUAUGACCUCCGGCAUGUUGGCUGGCUUGAUAGCAGUUCUAGCCAUACCAUCGAUUCUGCGUGUGUUGAUUUGUACCCGCCAAUCUUCAAACUGUCUUACGGCUUAUCGCCGUUAUGUGCGCACCAUUCUACACACUCAGGCCUGGUAUUUCCAUCCAAUCGAGGAUAGAAGUAGUAAAUUCUGGACCAGUAUUGCAGCUGUUAGAAAGGCUCACUCCCGCUCCAGUAAGAUGAGCACACGUUGUGGAGCCGGUCAGAUAACCCAAAAAGAUUUAGCCAUAACUCAAUUUGGGUUCAUUGGCUUUAUAACGGUAGGAGCACAUCGAAUACAGCUAUACGAUGAGGAUUUUCUGGAGGCAACAUCCCAUAUGUGGCGAGUAUUGGGCUAUUUACUCGGAAUCAAGGAUGAGUACAAUGUAUGCGGUAAGAACUGGGCGGAAUCCAAGCAGCGCUUGGAAAUCGUAAUGCGGAAAGUAUUCAGACCGGCCUUGUCAGACACGAAUAAUGAUUUUUAUCGCAUGACUGAAGCACUGAUUCAUGGACUUUGGCACAUUAAUACAAUGUUUUCAGUUAAUGCCAACAUUUAUUUUACGAAACGAUUGGCUUACGUAAAGGGAUACGAGUAUUAUAGCUUUGAUUAUCUUCCAGGAGAAAAAUUUGAUCCACUGCAAAAGUCAUACUAUAACGAUCUAAAUUUAUGGGAUCGUUUCAUCGUAAAUUACGGUCUAUUCAUUGUUACGUAUUUACACAAAUACAGCUUGAUUCGUUGGUACUUUAAUUUUCGGGUUUUGCUGGUGGAUUUUUUUAUGUACUACUUGCCAUGCUUUGCCAUUUGGAACUUUGGCAUCAAAACGGCCUAUGUGCGCAUUUUUAAGUCAGGAGGUCAGGCACAGGAGAUUCAAUUAAAUUUGAAAGAAGAGUAGUUAAUGAUAACAAUGCUGUGAAUUGUAUGUGAAAGCAAUUUAUUGGUAAAAUGUGGUAUGUUUAAAAUUAUGCGAUAAUGCCUCCAUUUGCCCUUAUUAUUAUUUUCAGCGUGCCUAUUGCCCACAGUUAUAAACACGGCAACAUCAAUUAAAUCUUAAAGAAAACUAGUUAAGUAUAUUAACAUAAGUGUUUGUAUGUUUUAUUUCAACGUAAUUUAUAUUUACGAAAUGGAUUGCAAAUGUAAUUUUAAGCAAUAUUAUAAUAUCAAAGGUGUUAAUGUGUUGCAUUUUAAACUAAUAUGUAAGAGUAAUAAUUGAGUAAAGAGAAUGUGCAAUAUACAAAA
Drosophila innubila is the source of this 1768-nucleotide messenger RNA. RefSeq lists its product as uncharacterized. NCBI's taxonomy places the organism in Eukaryota, Metazoa, Arthropoda, Insecta, Diptera, Drosophilidae. Bases 315 to 1424 code for a protein of 369 amino acids. The transcript has 3 exons. Gene Ontology annotation, molecular function: oxidoreductase activity. The record is from RefSeq and is a predicted model, not a curated record.